This is a messenger RNA of Eublepharis macularius, 530 nucleotides long. RefSeq names its product zinc finger protein 316-like. Gene Ontology annotation, biological process: regulation of DNA-templated transcription. NCBI's taxonomy places the organism in Eukaryota, Metazoa, Chordata, Lepidosauria, Squamata, Eublepharidae. Bases 15 to 530 code for a protein of 171 amino acids. The transcript is spliced from 6 exons. The record is from RefSeq and is a predicted model, not a curated record.
UCCUGCCGCCAGAGAUGAAGAGGUGGGUCAGGGAAUGCGGUCCGGAGACCAGUUCCCAGGCAGUGGCCCUGGCAGAAGGGUUCCUCCUGAGACAAGCAGAUGCGGAGAAUCAGGGCCAGCAGGAGCAGGAGAAAAUCGUGCAGGAGCCUUGCCACAGAGCAGCUUUUCUGGGGGGGGCCUUGAAACCAACAAUACAUUCUUCGCCAUCUCUUCGUGACAGAGAGAGAGCAGCUUCUGUGUGGCCAGAUCUGGGUCUAGUGACCUUUGAGGAAGUGUGUGUUCAGUUCACCGAGGAGGAGUGGGCUUUGCUGGAUCUGGACCAAAGAAGCCUUCACAAGGAGGUCAUGGAGAACAUUUGUCUGAAUGUGGCCUCUAUAGGAGGACUUCUGGUUCCCAAACCUGACUGCAUUUCCAGGCUGCAAGGAAAUGGAAAUCCAUUAUUCCAGGACCCAGAAGAAAAAGAGAGAUCAAAAGGGCCUAUAGAGGUAGAUGCAGCAUCGCUUGAAGCUGCUCUAAUUGAUCCCUCUUGA